This is a messenger RNA of Magallana angulata, 763 nucleotides long. RefSeq lists its product as uncharacterized. The transcript has 2 exons. The record is from RefSeq and is a predicted model, not a curated record. Lineage: Eukaryota; Metazoa; Mollusca; Bivalvia; Ostreida; Ostreidae. Bases 345 to 704 code for a protein of 119 amino acids.
UGAGGUUCAAUAAUAUUUUGAUAUUAUCGGUCCCAGAUUUGACACAUUACUUUGAAGUUGAUUCAAAAUAUAUGAUCUUAAAACACCAAAAGACAUAUCUUAUAAUUCUUUUUAUUUGAAUAAAAAAUCAAAAUUGUGAAUGUUAUUUGUGUAUGAAAAAUAAUUAUGCAUAAGACAAUUAAUUUACGAAACAAAUUUAUUUCAGAUCUCUUGACAAAGACGUCAAGCUUCCACAAUUUACAGACGAGUGUACAAAUUGGUGGAAAGAAUUUCUGGCUAGUGAAAUUCUGGGUUCAAACGAAGAAACUUGGCCAACGUUGAAUCGAACUACCGAAGUAGACCCGAUGUCAACUUUAAGUGAAAAAGAAUUAGACUUGAUUGAAAAGUACAAAGAAAAGAGAUCGGAAUUCAAGGAGGUUUUCACAAAACAAGGGACAGACAGAAGAAAGUACAAGAAAAAUGACAUGGUGGUCGUAAAAAUUUCUAAGACAAAAGUUAACAUUGGUGAAGUGCGCAGUGUAAAUGGGGAAGACCUUGAAUUGAACAUUUUCAAAAGGAAUAAGGGUUGCUUCACGAGUACUGAUCAUAUUGUCAGUGUUAAACUAAGUUCCUGUUUUGCUACUGGUUUUCAAUUAACUAACAGUAAAAACAUUCCAUCAAAGAUUAAAGAGAGAAUCGCGCAGGAAAAUCUUAAGUUAGUGUGAUUCACAAGAUGCAUUACAUAAAUAGAGAUGCCAAGAAUAUCGAGAUUUUCAAUACAUGA